Protobothrops mucrosquamatus (brown spotted pit viper) is the source of this 996-nucleotide messenger RNA. Its product is annotated as partitioning defective 3 homolog B. The transcript is spliced from 6 exons. Gene Ontology annotation, molecular function: phosphatidylinositol binding. Bases 1 to 996 code for a protein of 331 amino acids. The record is from RefSeq and is a predicted model, not a curated record. Gene Ontology annotation, biological process: establishment or maintenance of epithelial cell apical/basal polarity; establishment of cell polarity; establishment of centrosome localization. Gene Ontology annotation, cellular component: apical junction complex; cell cortex; adherens junction. NCBI's taxonomy places the organism in Eukaryota, Metazoa, Chordata, Lepidosauria, Squamata, Viperidae.
AUGGCCCAAUUUGGCAAGAAAAAAGAGGAUAAAGGUGUAAAAAGUGAUCAGAAGGGAAACUCCAAGCAAAGUACACUCAAAGAAGUUGACCUAGAAAAGAUGAAGGAGGAACGGGAAAGGAUCGAUGCAAAGCAUCAGGAACUACGUCAGAAGCAGAUCAGGGGACUUGCUGAGUAUUCCACAGUUCCUAUGGGAGCCCCGCCUGAUCUUGAUGAUGAUGAGACAGACCCAAAUUACGCACGAGUGAAUCACUUCCGAGAAGUAUAUCCAGUUAUCAACUCCUACCAGCUUUCUUCUCCACCUGUUUCUGAAGCUUAUGGUGGGUGCAAUAAUCCUGCAGCACCUCUGGACAGGGACCACUUAGAAGGAUUAUAUGCAAGGAUAAACAAGCCAUCCCACCAGCAUGCUCCUGUUGAGAGUGAUCGUCCAUCUAUUGGAACUGCUGAUCGCAUCCAGAAGUUACGUAAAGAGUAUCAUCAGGCAAGGAGAGAAGGUGUACCUUUAUAUGAUGAAGAGGAAGGUAGAGGAAGAUCAUCUGAUUAUGAUCAGCAUUGGGUGUCUGGAAAAGGUCCAGAUGAGACUCCACACCACCUCCAGUUUGAAGGCAUAGAAAGACAGUAUGCAUCCUUACCCAGGCAUGGAUCUGUAGAACCAAUGGAAUAUUUAACAGGACUACGGAUAGCACACAAAGACAGAGAUCUUCACUACCCUCCUGCAAGCCAACCUGCAAUUCACCCCUCCAAAGGGAGCUACCUUCAUCCACCAGAUGGCCCAAGAGCAACAGAGUUAUGGUAUUCACCAUAUUUCCCACCACAGCCAGUAAUUCAGCACAAAGGACCUCUCCGCCAAGAUGUACCACCAUCCCCACCACAAGGCCACAGAGCUCCACCUUAUAAUGAGGUGGGCAGAAUAGGACACAGACAAAGCACUCCUGAUCAGUACCAAUGCAGGUACCAAGAUCCAAGGCAGAAGGACUCGGUGACUGCAGCUGUAUAA